Molecule: messenger RNA, 959 nt
Organism: Folsomia candida
Lineage: Eukaryota; Metazoa; Arthropoda; Collembola; Entomobryomorpha; Isotomidae
Exons: 4
Coding region: 116-640 (174 amino acids)
Source: RefSeq, a predicted model, not a curated record
GUCUAGAAUCUUAGGUAUAAAAAGGUACGCAUUUUAUCAAAUUGGCAUCAUUCACUCAAAUCUCAUCAAAUCGUACAGAAGUACAGCAGAAGAGAAGUAGUAAAACAACAGAAAAAUGAAGGUUAUCUUGGUCGUCGCUACCCUCGUCGGACUCGCAUUCGCCGAGCCACCAUCCGGUUACAGCUACCCAUCAGGUUCUUACGGAGCACCUUCGUUCGAAUCUGGAUCCAGCUCCGGUGGUUCUUUCGGAGGUGGUUCAACUGGAGGAAACACUUACCGACAUGUCUACGUUCACGCUGCCCCCGAUGAUCCAGAAGACUCCCAAGCCCGAGUUAUCCGAAUCCCAGGAAAGGGUGACAAGCACGUGAACAUCAUCUUUGUGAAAACUCCAUCCCAAUCCGCCAACCAACAAACUGAAGUCAUUCUCCCAGAACAGGAUCAACAAAAGACCUUGGUUUACGUUCUUCACAGGAAGUUCGACGCUUCCACCGAUCUUAAGAUCCGCAAACCCGCUGCCCAAGCACCAGCCAAGCCUUCAGUGUACUUCAUCCGUUACGGUGGUGCAGCUUCCGGUGGUUCAUCUUCCUCCAACAAUGGAGGUACCACUGAAUCCCGACCAGUUUACGGAGCCCCCUUUUAAAUUCAAGGACAAAUUUGAAUUUAAACAAUUAAUAGCAACAACUUAUCCAAAGUCUUUCAUCUUAUUUUCACUUUCUAUGAUUCCUUUUCAUGUCUCUAAAAAUUCUGUUUUGUUUUCUCCUUGUGAUACGCUUAUCUUGAUAGUUAAGAUUUUAUUGAGUUUAUUUUCAGUCUCAUUUUCUCCUGUCUCUUCAUCCCUUGUCUUUUACACUUUUUCUUUCUAGUCGGAGUGAUUUUUAUGCGGCUGUAUUUAUGUGAUAAUUGUUUGUGAACUAUCUAAACUGCUCAGAAUAAAAAUGAUUUAUUUUCGUAAACGAAAA